AUGGCAACACCAGUGCCUUGGGAAUGGCUGGUCGGGGAGCUGAUGGCCAUCUGGCUCGCUUUCGGCGCCGCCUGCGUUCUCGGAUUGUUGACCUGCAUGCCCGCGGCGUGGAUGGGGUACAAUAUAUGCGGCGACGAAGGGUAUUGGUUUGGCUGGCUUUCUAUGUGGAUCCUGGUAGCCAUGGCCGACCCCGUUCAGGUUGCGGAGCACCUCGCCCUCAUCUGGUUCGGUCUGGGCAGCGCAGGCCCCGUUCAUUGGUUCCUCUGCGCGGUAUCAAACAUGUUGUGGAAACACGUAUGCCUAUGGGAGGACUUGGAGUUCUGGAAGGAGUGGUUCUACACGUGGCUCGAUGCGACUAUCUAUAUCGUCUUGUUCCUGGCGUUCUGGCACACCAUCAUGCACUAUAACCCCAAUUUCGCGCCUGACUGGAUGUGA
Molecule: messenger RNA, 435 nt
Organism: Aspergillus aculeatinus CBS 121060
Lineage: Eukaryota; Fungi; Ascomycota; Eurotiomycetes; Eurotiales; Aspergillaceae
Exons: 2
Coding region: 1-435 (144 amino acids)
Source: RefSeq, a predicted model, not a curated record